AUGAAUCGUUGCUACGUCGAUAAUUUAUGCACCACCAGCAUUUCAUCUCAUUGUGACCACAGAUGUGAACAAGAAAACCACAUUCCACCUAAUAUUCCUAUUUAUGAUGGUCAUCUACACCUUAAUGAAAAUAUUUCUCAAAGUCAAUCCGAUCUGAUUUCUCUCCAACAAACUCCUCCUAUUCGAGAAUUUCAUUUGAUAAAUAAUAAUCAUAAGCCUCAUCAAUGGCUAAUUACUAAUAUUCCCACCUUCUCCUCCCAUGUCCAUAUCUACUCCACAGUUGGUGUUCAUCCUAAGUACUUCAAUCCACAAUCUGUAUAUCAAAUCUUAGAUGAUCUUAGAAACAACUUAGAAAUAUCGAAAAAAAAUCCUAAUCAUAAAAAUAAACUUGUAGCUGUUGGUGAAUGUGGUUUAGAUGAAACUAGUUCAACGACUAUUGACCAACAAAUAUUUGUUCUUGAAAAACAAAUAGAUUUAGCCAUUGAAUUCCAUCUACCACUCGUUCUUCAUUGUCGUGGUAUCCAUCUCUAUCGAAAACUCUACGAUUGUUUGAGAAAUCGAGUACAGGAUAAAAACAUACCUAUUCAUUGGCAUUGUAUAAAUAGUAAUGCAAACUUGCAUAUAGUUGAUCUAUGCUUAAAUGAAUUUCCUAACUCCUAUAUUGGUAUUAACGGGUCUAUAACUUACGGAACAAAUACCGAAAAUGCUUUCUUGUUUAAAAAUUGGUUAGUGAAAAGAUCUCCAUUUCUUCCUAGUCAAUUAAUAUUGGAAACAGAUUAUCCUUAUCCGCCACCUCGAAAUCUAUAUGGUACAUAUGAUCCAUCAUGUGCUCUCGUUGGUACAGCUGUAUACCUUUCGAAAAUCGUAAAUAAUCCGAAUCAGAAUGCUCUUUCGUACAUUCAUUCAUCGAAUGCGAAUAUUGUAUCUAUGUAUAGCUUGUAA
Rotaria socialis is the source of this 942-nucleotide messenger RNA. The record is from the annotation of a GenBank genome assembly. Lineage: Eukaryota; Metazoa; Rotifera; Eurotatoria; Philodinida; Philodinidae.